CGGAGCGGGUGGACGAACGGCGGGCGGGCGGCCGGGCUGCGAGCCGGCCCGGGACCGGCGGCGCGCGGCGGCCGAGGCCCAGCUCCAGGACGCGUGCCCCGAGCCCGGGAGGCAUGCUGAGGCCAGGCGGCUGGCAGGAUGAGUGUGAACGAGGCGGGCAGCUCCGGCUGCCGGGGGCAGGCAGCCUACCACCUGCACAUCUACCCGCAGCUGGCCACCAACGAGGGUCAGGCCUCAUGCCGUGUGACCGCCACCAAGGACAGCACCACAUCCGACGUGAUCCAGGAUGCCAUCACCAGCCUGCGGCUGGACGGCUCCAAGCGCUACGUGCUGGUGGAGGUCAAAGAGACGGGUGGGGAGGAGUGGGUGCUGGACGCCAACGACUCACCCGUGCACCGCGUGCUGCUGUGGCCACGGCGAGCACAGGACGAGCACCCUCAGGAGGACGGCUACUACUUCCUGCUGCAGGAGCGCAAUGCGGACGGGACCAUCAAGUAUGUGCACAUGCAGCUGGUGGCCCAGGCCACGGCCACCCGGCGCCUGGUGGAGCGUGGCCUCCUGCCACGGCAGCAGGCGGACUUUGACGACCUGUGCAACCUCCCCGAGCUGACGGAGGCGAACCUCCUGAAGAACCUCAAGCACCGCUUCCUGCAGCAGAAGAUCUACACGUACGCAGGGAGCAUCCUCGUGGCCGUCAACCCCUUCAAGUUCCUCCCCAUCUACAACCCCAAGUACGUGAAGAUGUACGAGAACCAGCAGCUGGGCAAGCUGGAGCCGCACGUGUUUGCGCUGGCCGACGUGGCCUACUACGCCAUGCUCCGCAAGCGUGUCAAUCAGUGCAUCGUGAUCUCUGGCGAGAGCGGGUCUGGGAAGACACAGAGCACCAACUUCCUGAUCCACUGCCUCACCGCGCUGAGCCAGAAGGGCUACGCCAGCGGCGUCGAGAGGACCAUCCUGGGCGCCGGCCCCGUGCUGGAGGCUUUCGGGAAUGCCAAGACAGCCCACAACAACAAUUCCAGCCGAUUCGGGAAAUUCAUCCAGGUCAACUACCUGGAGAGCGGCAUCGUGAGAGGAGCUGUUGUCGAAAAGUACCUGCUUGAAAAGUCUCGCUUGGUCUCCCAAGAGAAGGAUGAGAGGAACUACCACGUGUUUUAUUAUUUGUUACUUGGCGUCAGCGAGGAGGAGCGUCAAGAAUUUCAGCUCAAGCAGCCUGAAGAUUAUUUCUACCUCAACCAGCAUAACUUGAAGAUCGAAGACGGAGAAGACCUGAAGCACGACUUUGAAAGACUCAAGCAGGCCAUGGAGAUGGUGGGCUUCCUCCCCGCCACCAAGAAGCAGAUUUUUUCUGUCCUGUCAGCCAUCCUGUACCUGGGCAACGUCACUUACAAGAAGAGAGCCACGGGCCGAGACGAAGGUCUGGAGGUCGGGCCCCCCGAGGUGCUGGACACGCUGUCACAGCUCCUAAAGGUGAAGCGAGAAAUCUUGGUGGAAGUUCUGACCAAAAGAAAAACAGUGACCGCCAAUGACAAGCUCAUCCUGCCCUACAGUCUCAGCGAGGCUAUCACCGCCCGUGACUCCAUGGCCAAGUCGCUGUACAGUGCCCUGUUUGACUGGAUCGUGCUGCGGAUCAACCACGCCCUACUCAACAAGAAAGACAUGGAAGAGUCCGUCUCAUGCUUGUCCAUCGGGGUCCUCGACAUCUUUGGGUUUGAGGAUUUCGAGAGGAACAGUUUUGAACAAUUCUGCAUCAACUAUGCCAAUGAGCAGCUCCAGUAUUACUUCAACCAGCACAUUUUCAAACUAGAGCAGGAGGAAUACCAGAGCGAAGGGAUCUCGUGGCACAACAUCGACUACACAGACAACGUUGGCUGCAUCCAUCUGAUCAGCAAGAAGCCCACUGGCCUCUUCUAUCUGCUGGACGAAGAGAGCAACUUUCCCCACGCCACAAGCCAGACCCUGCUGGCCAAGUUCAAACAGCAGCACGAGGACAACAGGUACUUCCUGGGCACCCCCGUCAUGGAGCCGGCAUUCAUCAUCCAGCACUUCGCAGGGAAAGUGAAGUAUCAGAUCAAGGACUUCCGGGAGAAGAACAUGGACUACAUGCGACCAGACAUCGUGGCCCUCCUUCGGGGCAGCGACAGCUCCUACGUGCGAGAGCUUAUUGGCAUGGACCCCGUGGCCGUGUUCCGCUGGGCUGUGCUCCGGGCCGCCAUCCGGGCCAUGGCCGUGCUCCGGGAGGCCGGGCGCCUGCGGGCUGAGAGGGCCGAGAAGGCUGCAGGUACAGACAGCCCCAGUGCGCACGGUCACCUGGGAGAGCUGCAGAGAGGAGCCAGCACGCCGUCGGAAAAAGUGUACCGCUGUUCAAUGCUAGAUUUCUCAUUUGACGGCUCUGAGGAGUUCGAUAUUAACGCUUUUGAGGACAUCAUUGCUUUCUAUGAAAGCAAGAACGAUUUGCAUGACCAAAUCAUCAGGACCAUCAAAGGAUUGCCCUGGCAGGGUGAGGACCCCCGUAGGCUUCUCCAGUCCCUCAGUCGGCUCCAGAAACCCCGCACCUUCAUCCUGAAAAAUAAAGGUAUCAAACAAAAGCAGAUCAUCCCAAAGAAUCUGCUGGACUCCAAGUCCCUGAAGCUCAUCAUCAGCAUGACCCUGCACGACCGCACCACCAAGUCGCUGCUGCACCUGCACAAGAAGAAGAAGCCGCCCAGCAUCAGCGCCCAGUUCCAGACAUCCCUCAGCAAGCUCCUGGAGGCGCUGGGGAAGGCGGAGCCCUUCUUCAUCCGCUGCAUCCGCUCCAACGCCGAGAAGAAAGAGCUAUGUUUCGACGACGAGCUGGUGCUGCAGCAGCUGCGCUACACGGGCAUGCUGGAGACUGUACGGAUCCGGAGGUCUGGCUACAGCGCCAAGUACACGUUUCAGGAUUUCAUCGAGCAGUUCCAGGUGCUGCUGCCCAAGAACGCCCAGCCGUGCAGAGAGGUCAUCUCCGCCCUGCUGGAGAAGAUGGACGUAGACAAGAGGAGCUACCAGAUCGGGAAGACCAAGGUUUUCCUGAAGGAGACAGAGAGGCAGGCCCUGCAGGAGACGCUGCACCGUGAGGUCGUACGGAAGAUCCUGCUCCUGCAGAGCUGGUUCCGGAUGGUGCUGGAACGCCGGCACUUCCUGCAGAUGAGGCGGGCGGCCAUCACCAUUCAGGCCUACUGGCGGUCCUACCGUGUCCGGCGGGCGCUGGAGAGAACACAGGCGGCUGUGUGCCUCCAGGCCGCGUGGAGGGGCUACCAGCGGCGGAUGGCCUACCGGCGCCACAGACAGAGCAUCAUCCGCCUGCAGAGCCUCUGCCGGGGACACCUUCAGCGUAAGAGCUUCAGCCAGAUGGUUGCGGAGAAGCAGAAGGCAGAGGAGAGGGAGAGGGAAGCGCAGCGAGCCACAGGGGACGAGAUCUCCGAGGGCGAGCCAGGCCAGGUGGCCGGGCAGGAGCUGGGGGCCGAGCAGAGCCUGGAACUGACGGAGGACAAUGAGCAUUUGGCAAUGCAGCCCGAGGUGUGUCCAAGCGACCAGCCCCCGGCGCAGAGGUCCCACUCCGAGAAGGAGGUCCUGAGCCCAGAGAAGGCUCUCCUACCCCAGAAAAAUGCUGCUGAAAGUCAUGAGAAAGUGCCCAGCAGCCGGGAGAAGCGUGAGUCGCGGCGGCAGAGAGGGCUGGAGCACGUGAAGCUCCAGAACAGACACAUCCAGUCCUGUAGGGAAGAGAAUGCCCUCAGGGAACCUUCCGGAAGGGCUGUCUUGGAGCAAGAGGAGAGCGUCCCUGAAGACAAAAAGGAAAGCAGAGAAGAUGAAACGCCUUCAGACGCGGGGUUGGAGGUGGAGAACGCUUCUCCUCAAAAGCAGCCUGAAGAGCCACCGCAGGCCAUGCUAGCCAGCCAGGUCUCGAGGGAAGCCGUGGAGGCAUUCCAGAGUGGGAGCCCAAGGCCCAGCCACAUGGAACGGCCCACCAGCCUGGCCCUGGACAGCAGGGUCAGUGCACCAGCCCCCAGCACCACCCCUGAGACCCCCAAGGACAAAAGCAAGCCAGUGGGUGGCCUGAGGACGCAAGACAGGCCCGAGAGCCCGGGAGGCUCCACCCAGAUCCAGCGGUACCGGGACUCGGACUCCGAGCGGCUGGCCACUGCCGUGGAGCUGUGGCGGGGCAAGAAGCUGGUAGCCGCCAGUUCCAGCGCCAUGCUGAGCCAGUCCCUGGACCUCAGCGAGCGGCACCGGGCAGUCGGGGCCCCUCUCACGCCCACAGAGGAGAGGCGCAUUUCCUUAUCUGCUAGCGACGUCUCCAAGCUCCUCCCGUCCCCGUCCCCGUCCCCGUCCAAGACUCAGCCUUCUCCGGAAACGGUGGAUGGGGAGCCGAGCACAAAGAGGCCAGCCGUCCAGAAGAAGAAGUCGGGUGACACUUCCUCUGGCGCAGAUUUGGGGCUGUCCCCAGGCUCCCAGACCGACUCCAAAUCUACAUUUAAGAGACUUUUCCUGCCUAAGAACAAGGAUAAAAAAUAUAGCCUAGAGGGCGUGGAGGAGACAGAGAGCUCAGUAGCUGGGAACGUCGUGCUGGAAGCUGCCACCAUGAAGAAGAAUCUAGAAGCCCCCUCCAGCCACCAGCACCGCCACGCCACCGGCGAGAAGCCUGCCAAGGAGCCAGGAGGCAAAGGGAAGAAGAACAGAAACCUCAAGAUCGGCAAAAUCACAGUGUCAGAGAAGUGGCGGGAGUCGGUGUUCCGCAAAAUCACUAACGCCAACGAGCUCAAGUACCUGGAUGAGUUCCUGCUCAACAAGAUAAACGACCUCCGUUCCCAGAAGACUCCCAUCGAGAGCUUAUUCAUCGAGGCCACCGAGAAGUUCAGGAGCAACCUCAAAACCAUGUACUCCGUCCCCAACGGGAAGAUCCACGUUGGCUACAAGGACCUGAUGGAGAACUACCAGAUCGUCGUGAGCAACCUGGCGGCCGAGCGUGGGGAGAAGGACCCCAACCUGGUCCUCAACCUCUUCCAGUCGCUGCUUGACGAGUUCACGCGUGGGUACACCAAGAACGACUUCGAGCCACCCAAGCAGAGCAAAGCCCAGAAGAAGAAGCGGAAGCAGGAACGUGCUGUCCAGCAGCACAACGGGCACGUGUUCGCCAGCUACCAGGUGAGCAUCCCGCAGUCGUGCGAGCAGUGCCUCUCCUACAUCUGGCUCAUGGACAAGGCCCUGCUCUGUAGUGUGUGCAAGAUGACCUGCCACAAGAAGUGCGUGCACAAGAUCCAGACCUACUGCUCUUACACAUGCGGGAGGAAGAGCGAGCCAGGUGCCGAGCCGGGCCACUUCGGCGUGUGUGUGGACAGUCUGACCAGCGACAAGGCCUCAGUGCCCAUUGUGCUGGAGAAGCUUCUGGAACAUGUGGAGAUGCAUGGCCUGUACACCGAGGGCCUCUACCGCAAGUCUGGUGCUGCCAACCGCACACGGGAGCUCCGGCAGGCGCUACAGACAGACCCCACGGUGGUCAAGCUGGAGAACUUCCCCAUCCACGCCAUCACCGGGGUGCUCAAGCAGUGGCUGCGGGAGCUGCCUGAGCCCCUCAUGACCUUUGCCCAGUACGGCGACUUCCUCCGAGCCGUCGAGCUGCCGGAGAAGCAGGAGCAGCUGGCCGCCAUCUACGCCGUCCUGGAGCACCUGCCGGAAGCCAACCACAACUCCCUGGAGCGGCUCAUCUUCCACCUCGUCAAGGUGGCCCAGCUCGAGGACGUGAACCGCAUGUCGCCCAGCGCGCUAGCCAUCAUCUUCGCACCCUGCCUCCUGCGCUGCCCUGACAACUCGGACCCACUGACCAGCAUGAAGGACGUCCUCAAGAUCACCACGUGUGUAGAGAUGCUGAUCAAGGAGCAGUUGAGGAAGUACAAGGUGAAGAUGGAGGAGAUCAGCCAGCUGGAGACCGCAGAGAGCAUCGCCGUCCGGAGACUCUCGCUCCUGCGCCAGAACACUCCAUGGCCUCUCCAGCUGGGGUUUUCGUCUCCCUAUGAGGGGGUGCUGAACAAGAGCCCCAAGGCCCGGGGGAACAGCAGCGGCGGCCCAGAGGAGCUGGAGGUGCUGCCGGAGGAGGAGGCGGCCGGCGGCGACGAGGACCGCGAGAAGGAGAUCCUCAUGGAGCGGAUCCAGUCCAUCAAGGAGGAGAAGGAGGACAUCACCUACCGGCUGCCAGAGCUGGACCCGAGGGGCUCUGACGAGGAGAACCUGGACUCGGAGACGUCGGCCAGCACCGAGAGCCUGUUGGAAGAGCGGGCUGGGCGGGGGGCCUCGGAAGGGCCCCCUGCGCCUGCUCUCUCCUGCCCCAGUGCGCCCGCCCUGAACCCCCUCCCCGCAGUGGCCGCCCCUCCACGACGAAGGCCAUCGUCCUUCGCGACAGUCAGAGGGAAGACCCCCCGGCGGACCCCCAUCAUGCCCACGGCCAACAUCAAGCUCCCACCCGGCCUGCCCUUCCACCUCUCCUUCCACCUCCCCGGCCGGGCACCGGGUGCCCCAGAGGCUACUGCCCCCGUCAGGCGCCGAGAGCCGCCGGCCCGCCGCCCAGACCAGGUACACUCCGUGUACAUCACGCCCGAUGCCCACCUGCCCGUGCGGGGCAUUCAGGAGCCCCUGGACGAGGACAGCCAGCCACCUGGGGCCAAGCGGAGGUACUCGGACCCCCCAACCUACUGCCUGCCCCCCGCCUCGGGCCAGGCCAAUGGCUGAGGGCCCACCGGUGCCAGAGUCUGCACGUCUGAGGACAGCCCAGAGCCAGCAUUUGGCUCUCCAAGAAGGAUCCGGAAUGAAAAGCCCCAAAAGCGAUGUGGGGUGGGCACCGGCUCCUAGAGCAGAGUCCAAGUGGGGAGAGGCCAGCUGAGGCCAGGCCGCCCUCGCGGAGCCCCCACGCCGCGCGCAUGUGCCCGCCCACAGCACCCAAUCGGCCAGCGGCCCGUCUCCCACCUCCCAUUUUGUACUUUUUUUACAGUAACUGUUUCUUUGUGCGUGGUUUACAUAACUUUAAACUGUAACAGCCUUAACGGAAGACCAAAUUGUUUUUUAUUUGUGUGUGUACCAACUUUUAUAUUAACGCCCUGCAUCUCCUUCAUAACCUGUACCUGAGUCUUCGGAGACCGCCCACACAGCUGCCCACCUCGGAGGCUCAGCCCCGCCCGCGCCGAGAGAGACCCUGCACCAGGGGUUUGGACACUUGGGCCACCUGACUGCCUCAGUCUCUCUUGGACUCAUGCUCUGGCCUGGCUGGUGGCUACCUGGCCACGGUGCAUUUGAGGGAGCACGGCAGCCAUCCGUGGGGAUCGAGGCUGUCGGCUGAGCCAGGACACCAAGUGGGAGCAGCCUCCACCCGGGGCACCAGAGACCUCACGUCCCAGGGAGACUCCAGUGUGGCUGUCAUUCCUCUGUCCACCACGCCCUGGACUCCGGAGGCUGUAGGAGGCCGCCCUUGGCACUGCCCUGAUGAGGCAGAACAGGAGCCAGCGACUCAGGAGGACCCCGCUCACCAGCAGGGACGGCAAGGCCUGGGUUGUCCCGCUACAGAUCAACAGUCGCAGCCUGGGGAUCACCAGUGGGGCUCCCCUCAGGUUCAGCCCACUCUCCAGGCCCCUGGACACGUGACCACAGGCCUGGAACAAGAGGCGCCUCCCAGCCGUGUGAAAUAAAGACAAAGUGCUGAGA
Equus quagga is the source of this 7704-nucleotide messenger RNA. It is a transcript of the gene MYO9B, whose product is annotated as myosin IXB. The record is from RefSeq and is a predicted model, not a curated record. Gene Ontology annotation, molecular function: protein binding; ATP binding; GTPase activator activity. The transcript is spliced from 42 exons. Gene Ontology annotation, cellular component: myosin complex. Gene Ontology annotation, biological process: Rho protein signal transduction; actin filament-based movement. Lineage: Eukaryota; Metazoa; Chordata; Mammalia; Perissodactyla; Equidae. The coding region runs from base 139 to 6738 and encodes 2199 amino acids.